CUUGCUCAGAGUAUUUUGCACCUGGUUGUGAACAUCAGGAACAGAUGGAUAGAGAAGAAGGACCAACAAUGUCGGAGGCAUAUGGCUGUUUUGAUCCUGGAAAACAUGCUCCAGAGUACGACAUUGGAUUAGAAUUGGGUAUUGCACGUAAACAACUAGAUGAAGAUAUCUCACAGCUUGGAGAAUUAGAUGAUAAUUCAUACAGAGAUAUGGUGAGAAAUUUGAAUGUACAAUGUAGUAUUCCGGAAUUGUCUUUGUCUUAUCAUGUUGGUUUUGUCUGUUAUUUGUCAUUGUAUGUUUUCCGCCCUAAUAAACUACAUGUGUUUUGUGUGACUGAUUUCUGACUAACUUUUUGGACAGAACAGUGGCGACGAGGAUUAAAGUGUCAAGAUGACAGCAGUUUUCGGGAAAAUAGAUUCUUUCGAGGAGGGCAAAGAGACAUGGGAACAUUACUGUGAGCGUCUGGGACAUUAUUUCAUAGCAAAUGGAAUCGGUGACACCGAAGAGGCGGAUAAAAAAAAGAGGCGGUCUAUUUUGCUCAGUGUGUGUGGCAGUAAAAUAUAUAAACUGAUGAGUGACCUCUUAGCACCAAAUAAACCAGGUACGAAAACUUUUGAUGAACUUGUAAAAUUAGUGCAAGAUCAUUAUGCACCCAAACCCUCGGAAAAAGUCCAAAGAUUCAAAUUCCAUAAUCGUUUUCGCAGACCAGGAGAGUCUGUGGCCUCGUUUGUGGCCGAAUUACGUCAUUUAACGGAACAUUGCAAUUUUGGUGCGGCUAUUGAAGUGAUGAUUAGGGACCGUCUGGUUUGCGGGAUCAUGGACGAUAAGAUACAGAGACGCCUGCUAGCGGAGAAGGAUUUGACUUUAAAGAAAGCAUAUGAAACUGCAAUAUCAAUGGAAACUGCGGCGAAGGGAGUACUUGAUCUACAGAGUGGAACUCCACAUGCUGAAACUGUAAACAAAGUGAGUGAUGGUGAAAAACCACAAAAAGACAAAAGUAGCAUAAAGUGUUAUUAUUGUCACUUAUUUGGACACUUUGCCGCAGAGUGUAGGGAAAAGAAGGCAGACCAAGUCGCUAAUCGGGGAAAAGGAAGAGGAAACUCGAGAGGCAAUUUUUGGAGUAACAAACCAAGGGAUCAGUUCAGAAGAGAAAAUGUGCACAAUGAUUCCAUAUGCUUCCUUAACACCCCCGCGCAGCCACCAUAUCGUGUGUUUUUAGCAUUGAAUGGAGUAGAUCAGUCUAUGGAGUUGGAUACGGGAGCCAGUAAGACCGUGAUUAGUGAAGAAGUAUACAAGACUUUAUGUAAAUCCGACUCUCGGUUGAACUUAGAACCUUCAUGCACAAAAUUGCGUACUUACACUGGGGAACUUAUUCCCAUCCUAGGAACAGUACAGUUGAUUGUGAAGUACAAAGAUAAACAGUAUGAUCUGAAAGCAGAAGUGGUAAAAGGGAAGACACCGUGUUUACUUGGCCGUGAUUGGCUUGAUGUCAUUAAACUGUGCUGGGAUGAAGUAUUUCAGAUUAAAACAGAAGUACAGUCUGAUGUGGAACAGAUUCUGAAAAAAUAUAAAGUUGUGUUCAAGAAAGAAUUGGGGACAGUCCAAGGAGUGAAAGCAAAGAUAUAUGUUGACUCUCAGGAAAAACCGAGAUACUUUAAAAGUCGUUCACCACCUUUUGCCUUGAAAGAGAAAAUUGAACAUGAGUUGGACAGAUUAGUUCGUGAAGGAACUGUUACACCUGUAGAGUUUUCAGAGUGGGCAACGCCUAUCGUACCAAUAGUAAAGAGCGACAAGACCGUACGUAUUUGCGGUGAUUAUAAAGUCACAGUGAAUAGAGUUUCGAAGCUGGACAACUAUCCUAUUCCAAAAACGGAGGAUCUAUUUGCAAUAUUAGGGGGUGGCGAACAUUUUUCCAAACUCGACCUGAGUCAAGCCUAUCAGCAGUUAGAGUUAGAUGAGGAAUCCAAGAAAUACACCACUAUUAACACACAUAAGGGGCUUUUUCAGUAUAAUCGUCUACCUUUCGGAAUCUCAUCUGCUCCUGGCAUAUUUCAGAGAACUAUUGAAAACCUGCUCCAGGGCAUAUCCAGUGUUAUUGUUCGAUUAGAUGAUAUACUUGUGACUGGAAAAACCCGUGGUGAACAUUUACAAAAUCUUGCGGAAGUGUUAAAGAAGUUGGAAGCAGCGGGAGUUCGACUGAAAAGAGAGAAGUGUGUUUUCUUGGCAGAUGAAGUUACAUACCUUGGACAUCGCAUAAAUAAGCAUGGAAGACAGCCAACUGAAGACAAGGUGCAAGCGAUCAAGAACUUACCUGAACCAAAUAACGUUAAAGAAUUACAGGCUUUUCUUGGAAUGCUUAACUACUCUGGUUGCUACUUACCAAAUCUGUCAACUGUAUUAGCACCAUUACAUGAACUCUUAGGAAAAGAUGUUGCAUGGUCUUGGGGUCCUAAACAGUCAAACGCAAUGCAGGAGUCAAAAAACCUUUUGAGAUCUUCAUCUAUACUAGUUCAUUUUGAUUCAGCCAAGAAGCUUGUCAUGUCCUGUGAUGCCUCGCCAACUGGGUUGGGUGUUGUGUUGUCACACAUUACAGAAGAAGGAGAGAAGCCAAUAGCUUAUGUGUCACGAACCCUGGCACCAGCAGAAAAGAACUACUCUCAGUUGGAAAAGGAGGGACUUGCAAUUAUAUUCGGAGUGAAAAAACUUCAUCAGUACCUGUAUGGUCAUCAUUUUGUUAUCUAUACUGACCACAAACCAUUAUUGGGCCUGUUUAAACCUGACCGAGCCAUUCCAACCAUGGCUGCCGCUCGAAUUCAGAGAUGGGCUCUGAUCCUGGCCGGAUACGAGUAUGAAAUAUUGUACAAGGAGGGUAAGAAGAAUGGUAAUGCAGAUUGUUUGAGUCGUCUUCCACUCAAGGUGAGUGUGGAUGUACCUGUACCGGGGGAGACUAUUUUACUCAUUGAACACUUAAACAGUACACCAGUACAUGCUGAAGAAAUUGAAGAAUGGACACAGUUGGACCCACUCCUGCGUCAAGUAACCUUUUGUAUAAAGAAUGGAUGGAAAGAGAAAAAUAAGGAUGAGGAACUUCGUCCUUAUUUUAGCAGACGAAACGAACUAAGUGCUCAUGAAGGGUGUAUUCUAUGGGGAAGUCGUGUGGUGAUCCCAGAACCAGGAAGAGAAAAAUUAUUGGAUUUGUUGCAUGAAGGACAUCCUGGAAUAGUCAGGAUGAAAAACCUGGCAAGGAGCUACUUGUGGUGGCCAGGAAUUGAUGAAGCUAUUGAGACCAAAGUACGAGGAUGUGAAGAUUGCCAGGCACAAAGCGCCAUGCCGGCAGUGGCGCCCUUGCAUCCCUGGGAAUGGCCAGAUCGCCCCUGGUCUAGAGUACAUGCAGAUUAUGCAGGACCUUUUAUGGGAUCCAUGUUUUUGAUCCUAAUUGACGCUUAUAGCAAGUGGAUUGAGGUCUAUAAGUCAUCUACUUCUACAUCUGAAGUGACCAUCGAAAAAUUCAGACAGGCAUUUGCAACACAUGGAAUCCCUGAUGUACUUGUUACGGACAAUGGGACCUGUUUUACAAGUCAUGAAUUUUCCUGUUUUACAUCGGAGAAUGGUAUUCUACAUGUGAAGACCUCACCAUACCACCCCGCAUCCAAUGGGUUGGCUGAGCGGGCUGUUCGAAUUUUUAAGGAAGGGAUGAAGAAGAUGGAUAAAGGCCCUGGAUCAUUGAUGACCAAGUUGCAAAGGUUUUUGUUAAACUACCGAACAACUCCACAUACUACGACGGGUGUAACUCCAGCAGAACUCCUCAUGAAUAGGAAAUUACGAACAAAGCUAGACUUCGUCAAACCUGAAAUUCGAGAACGAGUAGAAAAUCGACAGAAGAAAUUCAAGCACUACCAUGAUGCACAUGCAAAAGGACGAACCUUUAUGGAAGGAGAUGCCGUUAUUGUGAAAAGUUUUCCAAGUGGACAGUGGAAAUGUGGGGAAAUAACACAAAAGACAGGACCAGUAUCAUACAGAGUCGCACUACCAGACGGAGGAAUCGCACGCAGACAUGUCGAUCAUAUCAAGCAGCGACAUUUUAAACCAUCUAUGGAACUGGACAAUCCUGAUGGAAGCGACUAUACUCAUACCCCAGUAACCAUAGAAGAGAGUCCUACAUCCAAAGCAUCCGACUGCGAGUCCGUGACCGAUACGACUUUACCAUUAUCCACUACAUGUACUUCAACAUCGUCCAGCGCUCCAAGCGUAACCAGUCCACGCAGAUCAUCUCGUUCUGUUAAAAAACCAGCCUAUCUGGACGACUACGUAACUCCAUAAAUAAACGGUUGAAAUGGAAGGGACAGAUUUGUGCCUUUAUGUUGUGUGUACCCACCUUUUGAACUGUUAAAGUUAACGAUAUAAUAACUAUAAUUUUGAAGAUAUUGCAUAUACUGAUAUAUAUGUAAGUAGUUUAAAUAUGUUUUAUUUACAGUUGAUGAUCUAGUCAAAAUCAUUAUGAAAUUAACUUAAAGGGGGAGGAAUGUAGUAUUCCGGAAUUGUCUUUGUCUUAUCAUGUUGGUUUUGUCUGUUAUUUGUCAUUGUAUGUUUUCCGCCCUAAUAAACUACAUGUGUUUUGUGUGACUGAUUUCUGACUAACUUUUUGGACAGAACAGUACAACAAAAAGAAUUUUUCAACCAUGUUUUGCACUGGCAUAAAACUAAAACUGACCCCAUGUAUGUGUUCUUGACAGGAGGUGCAGGUGUUUGGAAAAGUGUUGUCACUCGAGCUUUGUAUCAGGCAUUGUUGAAAUACUACUCGCAUCAGGUAAGUCAAAAUCCAGAUAACCUUCAUGUUCUGCUUUGUGCACCAACCGGAAAAGCUGCACAUAAUAUAAAUGGUGCUACAGUUCAUUCAGCAUUCUGUAUUCCUGCUGGACAAGGAUUUUCUUACAAACCACUGGAUAUGCAGCAACUCAAUACACUGCGAACAAAGUA
Molecule: messenger RNA, 4977 nt
Organism: Magallana angulata
Lineage: Eukaryota; Metazoa; Mollusca; Bivalvia; Ostreida; Ostreidae
Exons: 2
Coding region: 391-4320 (1309 amino acids)
Biological process (GO): DNA integration
Molecular function (GO): nucleic acid binding; zinc ion binding
Source: RefSeq, a predicted model, not a curated record